Messenger RNA from Vitis vinifera (wine grape), 1542 nucleotides. RefSeq lists its product as uncharacterized. The coding region runs from base 315 to 1283 and encodes 322 amino acids. The transcript is spliced from 3 exons. Lineage: Eukaryota; Viridiplantae; Streptophyta; Magnoliopsida; Vitales; Vitaceae. The record is from RefSeq and is a predicted model, not a curated record.
AGGAGCCACACGGCUUUGCUGAAUUCACACAAAAUACAAAACCAAUUUCAGCCUCACACCCCCCUCGCUGGCUUAUUGUCUGAAAAAUUCACUCAUCCCACAGACAGAGAAAUUCCACGUGGCAAAGAAAACUAGGCCACGGUUCCCGAUAUUACCCCUACCAAUGAGGCCAAACUGCCUCCGGUCUCCAGGGCAUAACCGUCUUCCGUACCCGCCUAUUUCUAACGUUGUUUCUUCACUAAAUAGACAGUAGUUGCGUUUUUCGCUUCUUCUCUGUUUUCUCUGCGAAAGAUUCGAACUUUGAGAUUCUGAAAAUGGCUGGAGUUUCUCAAUUCAAUCAAAUUUUCUGCAAGACCUGCGCCGUGGCGGCACCUCAGUUACAGUCUGGCGCUAAAUUGGCUUUUUUUCCGGCGAAUUCGGUGGGGGUGGUGGGGAAGGCAGUGGGGAGAGUUAGGGUUUCGGCGGGGGAGGUGAAUAGGGGAAGGCCGGUUGUUUUGGCUCGGACGGCGUUGGAUGAUGAGUGGGGGCCGGAGAAGGUGGAGCCGGAGGGGGAAGGGUCGACGGUGGCGGUGGUGGAGGAGGAGAAGUCGAAGGAGAUUACUAGUUUGAAGAAGGCGUUGGUGGAUUCGUUUUACGGGACUGAUCGGGGGUUGAAGGCGACGAGCGAGACUCGGGCGGAGAUUGUGGAGCUUAUUACUCAAUUGGAGGCGAAGAAUCCGACUCCAGCGCCAACUGAGGCGUUGACUCUGCUCAAUGGGAAAUGGAUUCUAGCGUACACAUCUUUUGCUGGUUUGUUCCCCUUGUUGUCAAGGGGUACACUGCCACUGGUGAAGGUUGAGGAGAUAUCACAGACCAUCGACUCGGAGAAUUUCACAGUCCAGAAUUCUGUCCAGUUUUCUGGGCCUCUGGCUACCACUUCCAUCAGUACCAAUGCUAAAUUUGAAGUCAGAAGUCCCAAGCGUGUGCAGAUCAAGUUCCAAGAAGGCAUCAUUGGCACUCCACAGCUGACUGACUCCAUCGAGUUACCAGAGAAUGUGGAAUUUCUGGGACAAAAUAUUGACUUGACGCCCUUCAAAGGCUUGAUCACCUCAGUCCAAGAUACAGCUUCUUCUGUUGCCAAGACAAUCUCCAGCCAACCACCAUUGAAGUUCUCUAUCCCAAACAGCAAUGCUGAAUCAUGGCUGCUAACCACAUACCUUGAUGAAGAUCUUCGAAUCUCUAGGGGAGAUGCUGGCAGUAUCUUUGUGCUCAUCAAGGAAGGCAGCUCCCUAUUGGUACCUUGAGCCAAAGCAAAGAACUAUUUCUUAGCAGUGUGAUGCUUCUCCAGAGACAUGUUGGAUUCUAUAUAAGAAUAAAUGGAGAAUGAACUGAAGAAUCUUGUUUAUAAAUCAUCGUCAGAUAAAAUAGAUUAGACCAUAGCCACAAUAUCCAAAAAGGUUUAGAUUUCUAGUACCUGUGCCAGGUGGGAAUCAGAUCAUAUAUGUGAGAUUAAUACUCCAAGAUAAUUCAUUUUAUAGAAUAACACUUCUAUUUCAUAAGCUA